GUGAAUAAUGAUAAAAAUAAAAGGGAGAGCGACAUGAGAGGGCAGCCAAGGAGAAACAAAAGGAGAGGGGUUGACUUUCAUCACGUGGGAGAUGUGGACAACCGUCAUCUCUUUCUCCUCCAUAAUAAAGUUGUUAGAAAAUGAUGUGCGAAGAGCAGCAGCAGCAGCAGCAGCAAGUGAUGAUGAGAAUGGUGGAAUUGGACAACAACAAUAAGAAGGGAGAUGAGAGAAGUAGCGGGAGAAGGUUUAUAGAAGCUGAAGAGAGGUUGAAUAUAGUGGAUUUGAGUGGGAUGUCUUUGGAUUCUCUUCCCAAACCUUCCCUAAAUUUGACUACCAUUUGUAAAUUAAACCUCUCCAAUAAUAAUCUUCAGAGCAUACCAGAAUCGUUGACGGCAAGGUUACUGAAUGUGGUGGCGUUGGAUGUGCACUCAAAUCAGCUCAAGUUUCUCCCAAACUCCAUCGGCUGUCUCUCUAAGCUCAAGACACUCAACGUCUCCGGCAACCUUCUCCAGUCUCUCCCUAAAACCAUUGAAAAUUGCAGGUCAUUAGAAGAACUGAAUGCCAACUUCAACAAGCUCACAAAGCUGCCAGAAACUAUUGGAUUCGAGCUGAUAAACCUGAAGAAGCUCGCAGUGAACUCAAACAAGUUGAUAUUCCUCCCUCGAUCCAUCACUCACCUUACUUCCCUACGAGUCCUCGACGCCCGCCUCAAUUGCCUCCGAGCCCUCCCUGAGGACUUGGAGAACUUAAUCAACUUACAAAUCCUCAACGUUAGCCAAAACUUCCAGUACCUCCAAAACCUACCCUACUCCAUCGGCCUCCUCAUUUCUCUCUUGGAACUGGACGUCAGCUACAACAAGAUAACCACCUUACCCGAUUCCAUGGGCUGCAUGAUGAAGCUCCAGAAGCUUAGCGUGGAAGGGAACCCUAUGGUUUCACCACCGGCGGAGGUGUUCGAGCAAGGGUUACAUGCGGUGAAGGGGUAUUUGAGUGAGAAAAUGAAUGGGGGGCAUAAAAGCCCCCCGAAGAAGAAAUCGUGGGUGGGGAAGUUGGUAAAAUAUGGGACCUUCAGUGGGUACACUUUGAGAGGGACAUCAAACGGGGAGAGAGAAGGGUUCUUCAUUUCGGAAUAUAGAUCCAUUGAUGGUCUUGCUUCACCUCGGCACAUAGGGAUGUUCUCUCCCCGCCGACUCUUCUCUCCUGGUAGGUACUUUACCCGAUGAAAGGUAACUCCGCAUUGCAUGGAUGCUGAAAUCGACUUUGUGUGGUGGACUCUGGAUUUUAGAUUGCAGAAAGUUAUGGUGCGUCUGUUGUCAUUUGCCAUUGAUGUUAUUAUAAUUAGUGUUGUAGUGAAUUUUUUUUAUUGUAAAACAUGAUACUAUAACAAUCGUAAAUGUUUUUAAUGUAAUUUGUGAUUAUCUUUUAUGAGAAGAAAAAAGGGUGCAUUUUCAGUUGUUUAA
Messenger RNA from Gossypium raimondii (Peruvian cotton), 1460 nucleotides. RefSeq names its product plant intracellular Ras-group-related LRR protein 6. NCBI's taxonomy places the organism in Eukaryota, Viridiplantae, Streptophyta, Magnoliopsida, Malvales, Malvaceae. The record is from RefSeq and is a predicted model, not a curated record. Gene Ontology annotation, molecular function: protein binding. The transcript is spliced from 4 exons. The coding region runs from base 141 to 1223 and encodes 360 amino acids.